Populus euphratica (Euphrates poplar) is the source of this 798-nucleotide messenger RNA. RefSeq names its product 60S ribosomal protein L9. Gene Ontology annotation, molecular function: rRNA binding; structural constituent of ribosome. Gene Ontology annotation, biological process: cytoplasmic translation. The transcript is spliced from 3 exons. Bases 81 to 662 code for a protein of 193 amino acids. Gene Ontology annotation, cellular component: ribosome; cytosolic large ribosomal subunit. Lineage: Eukaryota; Viridiplantae; Streptophyta; Magnoliopsida; Malpighiales; Salicaceae. The record is from RefSeq and is a predicted model, not a curated record.
UAAUAAUAAUAAAAAUUCUGGUUUUGUGGCCUUGGAGAGAAACUUUAGUUGGAGAGGGCUGCCGUCGACGCCGAGAAAUCAUGAAGACAAUCCUCUCUUCUGAAACUAUGGAUAUCCCAGAUGGGGUUAAGAUCAAGAUCAAUGCCAGAAUCAUCGAAGUCGAAGGCCCAAGAGGGAAGCUUACAAGGAACUUCAAGCACUUGAAUCUUGAUUUUCAGUUGAUCAAAGACGAGGAAGGGAAGAGAAAGCUCAAGAUAGAUGCCUGGUUUGGGUCAAGAAAGACCAGUGCUGCUAUUAGGACAGCCCUUAGCCACGUUGAGAACUUGAUCACUGGGGUUACCAAGGGCUACAGAUACAAGAUGAGGUUUGUGUAUGCUCACUUUCCCAUCAAUGCCUCCAUAACUAACAGCAAUACUGCCAUCGAGAUCAGGAACUUCCUUGGCGAGAAGAAGGUGAGAAAGGUUGACAUGCUGGAAGGUGUGUCUAUUGUUCGGUCUGAAAAGGUCAAGGAUGAACUUGUCCUAGAUGGCAACGACAUUGAACUUGUCUCCCGGUCUGCUGCUUUGAUUAAUCAGAAAUGUCACGUGAAGAACAAGGAUAUCCGCAAAUUUCUUGAUGGGAUCUAUGUGAGUGAGAAGGGAACUGUUUUUGAGGAAGAGUGAGUCAAGGAGUUUUAGUUUUGUUCAUAUGGUAGUUCUCUUCGUGCUCUAUUAAUGCCCUGGAUGCUUAAGAUGUUUCACCGAUUUUGUCUGGAGUUUUCAUUUUAUAAAAUUUUGAUUGUUCUGCCUAUGUUUUCAA